This is a messenger RNA of Racocetra persica, 913 nucleotides long. Lineage: Eukaryota; Fungi; Glomeromycota; Glomeromycetes; Diversisporales; Gigasporaceae. The record is from the annotation of a GenBank genome assembly.
GAAUUAUUCGACAAAUUAUUCGACAAUGACUAGUCCAGAAACUUUAGUAGAAAAAGGGUAUGCCACGGUUGGAGGAAAACAUCGCAUUGAUAAAGCAGAAAAUUUUAAAAUUUAUUAUGAAAUUCACGGGAAAGGGUCUAACCGGUUAUUUUUUAUCAUGGGGUUAAACACAACAUCUGCAAGUUGGGAAUAUCAGGUCAGAUAUUUUGGAAAACAUCCUGAUUACCAAGUUUGCAUUUUUGAUAAUCGUGGAGUCGGUACGAGUCAAAUGGCUCAGGACGCAGUCGACCUUAUGGACCAUCAUGGAUGGACAGAAAAUAUCCAUGUAAUUGGAAUAUCUAUGGGCGGUAUGAUCGCUCAAGAAUUGGUCUUAUUGAAACCUGAAUAUGUGAAAUCUUUGUGCUUGACUUCAACUACUGCAGGAAUGACUGUACCUCCAAUUGCCGCAAUUACAACAAUUCCUAGACUCCUUUUGAUAAAUGAUCCGAGGACUAAAAUAAACACAGUUAUUAAAAUAAUGUUUUCAAAGGAAUGGUUAGCAGCACCUGCCCCUCCUGGUUCUCCAUACAAAAAUAAUGAAGAACAUAUGGUUGAGGACAUGUGCAGCAGAAUUAAGAGAAGUCGUCUUCAACCAGCUAAUGGAGCGAUUGGUCAAAUAGCUGCAAGUCUCUUUCAUUAUGUUUCUCCAACGCGACUUCAAAAAAUUCGAAAUUCUAUCCCACAGAUACUAGUAAUAACUGGUAGUUGGGAUAAUUUUGUAAGACCUAACAACAGUUUUUAUCUCGCUGAACAACUUCAAGCUGAUUUCGAAUAUUGGGAAGGUUGUGGUCACAUUCCAUGUGGUGAACAAAUCGAAAGAUAUAAUACUUUGUUAGAGAAUCAUUUUAAAAAGGCUGGGUUAAUUCAUUCGUAG